AUGUAUCCAUCACUGGAUGUCCAGAGUAUGUGGCCGACUCAUCUGGCGUGUGCUCAAGGUCAGAUAGGCGGACAUUGUAUUUGGCGCAGUGGCACAACGCUGGUCAUCCGACAUGAGGGACAAUGGAAGCUGCUGGGUAUUGGUGUCUACGGCCCUGGCUGUGAGUCUCCAUCAAGAUUUCUGGACUACGGCAUGUACCAUUUGUGGGUGAAACGCAUUGUCUCCAAGAUAGGUCAGCCGACUAUCUCAAGGAUUGCCAACAAUUACGUGGUAUUGCGGAGAUCUACAUCGAACAUCCAGAGAUUCGGUCUAUGUGAUGCUGAGGAAACGACUAAGGAGAUUUUUACCGACAGCGCUACAAUGCUGGCGCCUCAUGAUGAGUAUGAUGACAUCGAUCCAGUGAUUACCGCUUAUUAUAAUGUCACAUUACUUGAAAACGUGGACUACCAUUGCAUAAUUUUCCAAGCGAAGAAAGAGCUGAACAUACCAGGAACUCCUCUCAUCAAGCUUCGUCGUACGUGUCCAAAUGGAGAUAACUCGUGUACGAGUACUAGGCAGAGAACCUUGUUCUAUUAUGUAGUGAUUAAGUUCAAACAUAUUUGUACGUUCACUGUUAACGCGUACGGCGUUUACAUAGUUACGAAUGGGACUGAUGUAGAUGAACUAGGACGACUUGUGAGAGUCAGUUAGGAUGACGGAAUUCU
This is a messenger RNA of Spodoptera litura, 704 nucleotides long. NCBI's taxonomy places the organism in Eukaryota, Metazoa, Arthropoda, Insecta, Lepidoptera, Noctuidae. The record is from RefSeq and is a predicted model, not a curated record.